This is a messenger RNA of Gadus macrocephalus (Pacific cod), 1783 nucleotides long. It is a transcript of the gene igldcp, whose product is annotated as galectin 17. The transcript has 7 exons. Bases 195 to 1034 code for a protein of 279 amino acids. Lineage: Eukaryota; Metazoa; Chordata; Actinopteri; Gadiformes; Gadidae. The record is from RefSeq and is a predicted model, not a curated record.
ACACAGACACACACUGCUUCGCGAGACGGGAAGAACCACUCACACCCACACCCACUCACCCACACUCACUCACUCACUCACUCACUCACUCACUCACUCACUCACUCACUCACUCACUCACUCACUCACUCACUCACACACACACACACACUCAGUGUAGAAUCGGCUAAACUGGACCCCAUUCACCACCAACUAUGAGGAUCAGGAUUCCAACGCGUCUGUGGUCCCCCGGCCGGCUGACCUCCGUCCUGCUGCUGGAGCUGAUGGUCUCCUGGGCGCGGGCCGGAGCCCCGCCCCCGGUGGUGGUGUGUGCGGUGGGGGGGCGGGCCCUGCUCCCCUGCAGCUGGGAGGAGGGCGGGGCCCACGUGGAGUGGCGGAGCCGCGCGCCGCUGGAGACGGUCUACGAGAGGUGGGGCGAGCGGACGUGGGCGGCGCCCGGGUUCCAGGGGCGUCUGGCCGUGGCCGCCGGGGCGCUGGCGGCGGGGGACUGCUCCCUGGAGCUGCUGGACGCCCAGCUGCUGGACGGCGGCGAGUACGACUCCUACGGGCUGCAGGGCGGCGGGCGGCUGGUCCGCCGCAUCCCGCUGCACAGCGUGCGCCUCAGCGUGCACGACCAUAAGCUCCAGAGGUCGGUGAGCGUUGGAGAGGACCUGACCCUGGAGCUCAUCACCCCCCAGGCCCAGAGGGUGGUGUUCCAGGAGAGGAACGGCUCCAGCUGGGGUCUGCUGUGGCAGAGGGGGGGGGCGGAGUCCCCCCGGCUGAGGAGGGUCCCGGGCCGGGAGGAGCUGGUGCUGACCCACCCCACCCCCGAGGACCAGGGCUUCUACAAGGUCCUGGACGGGCACGGGCUGGCCGUCAGCACCCUGCUGCUCAGCGUACGAGAGUCCCUCCCGGUACCAGAGCCCCACCAGGACUACAGGGAACACAACUCUCCUGUCGGCAGCACAGCUGUCGGGCCUCGCCCGCCCGGCUGUAUCCCUCUCUCUCUGCUCCUGUGGACGUGUGCGUUGGCCUCCAGGCUGACUCGGUCCUGAGAUGGACUGCUGAGUAGUUUGAACCAUAGAUUCAUUAUAUAGAACACUGUCUCCCCCGCGCUGCUGGCCAAUGGAGCCGAACGUCACCACUGGCGGCCAUCUUGCCACAGUCAGCUGCUCGCCCAUAACGUUGUUGAUAGGGGUAUAUGUACUUUUUAAAUGAGCAUAACUUGCUAAAUUUUCAACCGAUUUCCUAACGGUUUGGUUUGUUAUAAACGUCAGAGAUGUAGUUAUUACACUGCAUACUCAUGAACGAUUAUGUUGGGUUCUAACAUGAUAGAAUGUUCUAAAAUAAAAGAUUAUAUAAAAGAUAAAAGAUUAUAACCACGUUAAUAACGUUUGUAACAAACCAAACCGUUUGUAAAUCCGUCAAGAUUUCAGCGAGAUGAGAGUUAAUAGCGUUUGUGCAGAUCACUGACACUAGUGUUCUAUAUGUAUCUAUGGUUUGAACCCUGUGUGUAGCCAUCUGCUGACCAUGGCCGUGUGACUAGGUUGUGUUGUAGUUUCACUGGAUAUUCUUAACAAUGUUGAUGUAAAUUCUUUGUAGAACAGCUGAAGGGGUUCAGCCUCACUAAGCUGUUGUUACUGUCUCAAUAAAUGUCAAAUUAUAACAUUUUCCUCAUUAUGAGUGUUCUCCCCAAAAGAAACAGAAUUGUCUAUAAAAAGCACUUUAUACAGUAAAUGCACUUUACUAUCAUUAUCCUCACUGUUAUCAUUAUUAAGAAGAAUAAAUAUAGAAUGAAUCAUUA